UGCUGGACCUUGAGCGCGAUGAUAUAAACGCGGACAGUUUAUUAGUCAGGUGAAGAUGUUAGAAGGAAGUGCUUCCAAUGACGAAGUGAAGAAGACGUUGCCUCCUAAACAAACAUUUUUGUCACUUUCUUGGGAUUACUUUAAGUUGUUUCUGACAUGCGCCUCCAUUUACGGCGUAGGAUAUUUUCGACUUAGUACUACCUGGGUCUUGGUCGGGUCGCUUGGAUACUUCGUUUUGCAACAUACUAGAAAUAAGCAGUCAAGGUUAAUAAGCUCACUUAAAGCCAUUGGAGAAGACGAAAAAGCAUUCAUAAUCCAAAAUUUUACCGUAAGAGAUCUUCCGUCUUGGGUUUACUUUCCAGAUGUUGAAAGAGCGGAAUGGCUAAACAAAGUUAUUAAACGAAUGUGGCCAUCCAUUAGUGAGUACGCGAGAGAUAUUAUCGUUGCAUCUAUCGAGCCUGUCGUUGCACAAAAUCUACCAACUGCACUAACACCUUUUAAUUUUGCUACUAUUGACUUAGGUGACACGCCCCCCAGAAUCGGUGGAGUGAAAGUUUAUAUGAAUGAAAACAUCAGGAAGGACGAAAUCGUUAUGGACCUAGACCUUAUGCUAUACAGUGAUGCUAGAAUCAAAGUAAACUUAGGAAAAGUCAAGGCGGGAGUGAAGGAGUUUGAGCUGCGUGGUACACUACGUGUCGUUAUGAAGCCUUUAGUUCCAAAAGUCCCGUUCGCUGGUGCGGUUACUGUGUGCUUUCUGGAUAGUCCAUAUAUCAAUUUCUCUUUAACUGAUAUGGGAAAUAUCCUGGGACUCCCUGGUUUGCAACAAACAUUGAAUACAGUACUUCGUAAUGUUGUCAACCAGUUGGUCGUCCUCCCAAAUCGUUUACCGGUUCAACUGGUUCCUGAUAUUGACAUACAGCGUUUGAAAUAUCCAUUACCUCAAGGCGUUCUUCAUAUCAAUAUCAUAUCUGGUCGAAAUCUUAAAGCAGGUGAUAAAAAUAUGAUUGGACACCGUACAUCUGAUCCAUAUUGUGUUAUACGAGUUGGCGCUAGAACGUUCACUACUUCUGUUGUUAAAGAAACACUAGAACCAGUUUGGAACCAACAUUUUGAGUCUAUCGUCGAUAUUUGUCAUGGUCAGUCAGUAACAUUUGAAGUAUACGAUAAAGAUCAAGGGAACAAAGAUGAUUAUUUAGGUUGUACUUCGAUACCAGUUGAGUCGGUAGUCAGUGAAGGUGAAAUAGACACGUGGUCCUCAUUAGAAGGGGUAAAAACUGGUUCAUUACAUAUUCAAUUAACGUGGUUUCGACUGUCAAAUCAUGAAGUGGAUUUUGUACAGUCAAUGGAACAGGCUUUACAGUAUCGUAAAGCAUCCGGACGAAGUAUGAGUUCAGGAUUUUUAUACGUUGUUAUUGAGCAAGCGAAUAAUUUGCCACACGUAAAACAACUACAAGAACCUUCACCAUUUUGUAAUAUCCAUCUAGGACGUGAUUAUCAAACAAACGAAGUUAAAGAAAAAACACAAAAUCCUGUUUGGAAUUCCGUACAUCAUUUUCUUGUUAGUGAUCCAAACGUUGAUAUACUUCAACUUAUUAUACGUGAUAGUCGGACGGAGACAAAACUAGGAUCUUGUAACAUCUCACUACAAACCUUAUUAACACAGAAGAAUAUGUCUGUCACGCAACCAUUCACCUUACAAGAUACAGGUCGAGAAACAUCAACCAUUUACAUGCAUUUACAACUGUUGGCUUUACUUCCUGGACAACGCCAAAAUCCAAGCGGGCAUGAUAAUACUAAUAUAAAACGGAGUUUAUCCCUGAAUAAGAAUUGUACUGAUAAUACUAUCCCAACUGAAAAACCUGCUGAAUCCCCCACAGGAAAUCCAGAAAUGGUUGUGAGAAAUCGUUUUCCUGAUGAUAAUGAUAUUAUUUCUUCCACAGAAUCUUUAUCAACAACAAACUUCGAUAAUCAGUCUGUUCAGCCAAUUAGACAAGUGAUGACUAGUAAUAGUAUACAACAAAUAAGCAAUUCGUCACUGGGUCGUAUUCGUUUAACUAUCCAGUUUCAUUGUCUAUCGAACUAUUUAGAAGUAACAGUACAUGAAUGUCAACAUUUAAGCGGUGUUGAUAAAGACGGUCUAUCUGAUCCAUAUGUAAAACUUUAUCUUAUGGAUUUACACGACAAUGUGGUCAGUGAUUCAAAAAAGACUAAAACUGUUAAAGAUAAUUUGGAUCCAAAGUACGAAGAAAAUUUUCAAUUUCCGAUUGAGGCUGACCACCUUCCAUUAACCAUUCUAAGGCUGGAUAUCAAAAAUCAUGUUGGGCGUUUUACACGUAGUGGAAAAACGCAUUUCAUUGGAACUUUGUCGAUAAAUCUUAUUGAUUCAGUAGACGGGAAAGCUGAUACUAAGUGACGUUUGUAUUGCUUUUUAGAACUAAGGUAAUAAUCAUAACUAUCGAAGUAUUUCACUCCACUUGUGAAAUAUUUAGCAUUCAUAUAAACACUAUAUGUGUUUUUUAUCCUCAUAAAAUUCAAUCUUAUUGCAAAAAUGUAUUCAUACGUGUAUUCAGAAAUUAAUUUCAACCCGGAUGGUUGAAUUCCAGCUAAACACAUGGUGAAUAUCAUGUUUAGUUAUUUUGUCCCUCAAUAUAUGGAAGAUGGAGUCGAAUAAGCUCAUUGUUCAGAUUAUUUUUAGUCACUUCAACCUGAUGGUUUCUGCCUAUGUGAAGGUACAUCUAUUCAACUAAUGAUAUCUGUUAUGAUGAGAUUAUGCAUGAUGUUUUAUGAAUCUGGUUCAUUGAUUAAUGUCUAUCUUUAGAUAUUUUUUCAUCAAUUGGAUUCUAAAGUGAAACACUGUCUGCUAUUGGAGACUUUGCGACUAAAUGAAGCGAGAUUUUCCUUGGAAAAUAAUAUAAAUCAAGCUAUUUACUCAGGUUAAUAACACAAGAGUUAACAACAAAUUUAUCGACUUCCAAGUGUGAAAGGUUUUGGUUGUAACCAACUACACUUGUAUACCUCAAAAUAUUUUCUGCAUGUUUCGAGACAAAUUAUUUUUUGUUCAUGAUAUAUUUUAGGAUUAUUCUUCUAAAACUAUAUUCCUCGCAAGUGAGAAACCAUUAUGACGUUCAUGUAGAUGCUUAAUUUUUGUUUUUCAGUAUUUGUUUUGACCAAUUAAAUUCAUAGUAACUUCUCAGGCUUUGUGCAAAAUUCAGAUCGCAGUGAAAGACGGCAUGUGUCUUAUUAGGAAUAAGGGAAAUCGUCAACAUUUAGUUAUAAAAAUACUGAGAAUUGAUGUAAAUAUCUUUUACGUAACCACAUAGUGAAUAUGAGAUUGUGCGUAAACUAUAUUAAAUGAAAUCUCUGCUCACUAAUGCAGCUUAUAAAUUAGAAUACUUGAAAUGACUCAAUCCAUAGUCAAAGACGUUCGUAUGGCCCAAGCGUAUUUUCCUACUUUAAAGCUUCCAACCACAACCGUUCUUACCCUAACUCAUAAAUUUACCUAAGCUCUCAUUAGUUAAUUAUAAAUCUUUUUCUUUCACUAUAAUGAACAACUCAACUUGUAAGGGUCGUUAUAUCAUAUCGAAACUACUUUUUUCACUGUGAUUGUAUUGCUUCCUAUCACUAAUUUUUUCUUUAAAUAAACAUCUUUCUGAUUGGCUGGUGAAACACCAAGGUUGACUUUACUAAAUAACUUCCUAUAUAAAUUUCCUAUUCCUACUGAUUAGUUAAUGUUGCACCAGUUUUUAGCUUCUUUAUGCCUAAAGUAAAAUGGAAUGUUGAGCUUUUGUUUCUUUCUAUUUAAGGUACGACUUGGGGUCACCCAUUUUUCGACCAUAACUUCGUCUUUUCUUGUUCGAUAUACAUGCAGCUAUUGUCUCUAUGUUAUUUGGUCUUUAUUCAUCUUGCACACUCAAUGUCUGCAGUAUUCUUUAAUAAUAAUUAGUUACUUCCAUAAACUGUUGUCUCUAUUUCUAUUCAAUAAGUGUGAUUUAUUUUAAUUUUUGCUUUUCUGUGUAUUUACCUUCACUAAGAAGCAUGUAUAUUUAUAUUUGCCAUAAUAUCAUAUUUUUAUAAAGAACAAUUGUUAAUGGUUACUAUUUACAACUCUGAAAGUGUAUGAAAUUUUAUUCUAUGACCUACUACUGAACGUUCAUUUUUGCUUACUUAUUUCAUGUUGCCAUGUGCGUCAUAUUGUAAUCUUCCUUUAGAUUCUUUGCUUUUUGAGUUGCAUUAUUUUUUUCACAUCCAUAGUGAUAUAACCGCCAUUACUGCUACAUCGAAAAUUUACCUACCUAGAAAGUUGUGGCCUAUUUAACUAAUAUAUUUCUUGUGUUGAA
Schistosoma bovis is the source of this 4337-nucleotide messenger RNA. Lineage: Eukaryota; Metazoa; Platyhelminthes; Trematoda; Strigeidida; Schistosomatidae. The record is from the annotation of a GenBank genome assembly.